AAAAAAAAAACUAGGAAAGUAUAGGCACAAAGAGGCAGUCAAGCAACCCAAAAUUUACAUAUGCAUACCUUUUCUAAGACAAAGUUACAUUAAAUCAUUACUAUGCAUUGUGAUCGUGUCCUUCUAUUUACUUCUUCAUAACUAUUGAUUACUUCUAAUUGUUGUUAUUAUUAGCUCAAGUUCCGCAGGGAGUUGUAUGAGGGUUAUGUUCCGAUGGUCUAUGAUGAAUACUUGAAGAAAAUGAGCAAGGCUGGCGAAUGGGGUGAUCAUAUAACUUUGCAGGCUGCUGCAGAUUCAUAUGGUGUUAAGAUAUUUGUCAUUACUUCAUUUAAGGACACCUGCUACAUUGAGAUUCUUCCACAAAUUCAAAAGUCAAAGAGAAUCAUUUUUUUGAGCUUUUGGGCUGAAGUGCACUACAAUUCAAUCUAUCCGCAAGGAGAGUUUCCUGCUGGAGAGACCCGAAAAAGAAAAAAAUGGUGGUGGCUAGGCUGAGACUUGAGAAUAGCAUUCGCCAGCUUCUUUUGGAUGAUUAGAACUUAGAAGAGUUCUUUUCUGGAACAGAGCACCUUAUCACGAGGAUUAGGGGCACUGUGACAACACCUUCGGAUUGUAUAUAAUUUUUUUAAUUCUUUCCCUUAGGUAGACAACAAUUUUGCCAUUUCACGGCCUUCAUUCUUUGUGUAUAUAUUAUUUCUUAUUUUCAGUUAGCUCUAUCUAUUAUUGAUUUAUAUAUA
Molecule: messenger RNA, 734 nt
Organism: Nicotiana tabacum (common tobacco)
Lineage: Eukaryota; Viridiplantae; Streptophyta; Magnoliopsida; Solanales; Solanaceae
Source: RefSeq, a predicted model, not a curated record